Messenger RNA from Ostrinia furnacalis (Asian corn borer), 3528 nucleotides. RefSeq lists its product as uncharacterized. NCBI's taxonomy places the organism in Eukaryota, Metazoa, Arthropoda, Insecta, Lepidoptera, Crambidae. The record is from RefSeq and is a predicted model, not a curated record. The transcript has 3 exons. Bases 1 to 474 code for a protein of 157 amino acids.
AUGGCAAGUGUGGAGGCCAAGAAAGUGCGGAAACCGGCCAAGCUCGUCGCGGCCGAGGCCGAGCGGCCCGCGCGUCCCGCCAAGCCACUGGAGAAUGGACACAGCAGCGGCCAUAAUUCGAAAACGACGCCUGCACCGCCGCAAGCGAAUUACGACCUUAAAGCGCAGCUGAUAGUGUCGCUCGACGAGCCCGACGCGCGCCGCUCGCCGCCGCGCCCCGUUGCCAACGGGGACCCCCCGCGCCCCGCCUCAGCCGCGAAGCGUGAUAGAUGGGAAUGCUCCACAUGCACCUACCUCAACAAAGACACGGUGGCCGCCUGCGAGAUGUGCGGUAAGUCCAAGCGAGGGCCUGAGAUCCAGCCGCUAACCUCAGGCGGUCGCGAAUGCCCCGCCUGUACGCUCGUCAACCGACGGGACGCGAGGGUUUGCGACGCCUGCGGCACCAGCUUAGACCACUGUCCUACGUAUAUUUAAACGGUUAAGGGCGCUUUUCGCUUGGAAACGACGAUUGUGUUUUGUUUUAACUCGAUGGAGGAAAGCAAAUGACGAUUGUCUUUUGUUUUGAUCGGUGUAAAGACGCACAUUACGCACAUAUUGCAGCAGGCUGUCACAGAUUGUACACGCGGCCACACUGUCAACUAUCCAUCUCCGUUUUUGCUCUCGCUCAAAUCUAAUGGUGAUUCUUUGCGAUAGAACGAGAUGACAUGACUGGCAAUGGGCAGUUCUUUAACACUGUUGCCGAUAGUACAGUAACAGUGGCAUACAUUUUGACAAGGAAACACGAAGAAAAAAUAAUAAAAUGAAAACAAACCGAGCAGUGCUACUCUGUGCGACUUGGUGCCACUUUUGACCGUUCUUAUUUUUGCAUUAUUAAUAGGCAGUUACAUGUUACAAGACAGAUAAUGUACCAUCCUAGAUUGCAUCCCACUUAACAUCAGGUGCGACUGUGGUCAAAUACCUGCCUUCUUAUGCAUAAAAAAAAUCAUACUACCUACUGCUUCGGAACAGUAACUAAGACAGAUGUGUACCAUCCUAGAUUGCAUCCCACUUAACAUCAGGAGCGAUAGUGGUCAAAUACCUUCCUUGUUAUGCAUAAUAAAAAUCCUACUACUGCUUCGGAACAGUACUAUCGCAUCAUGCAUUUUUGAGCAUUUAAUAAUAAAUUCCAAUUUCCAAUAAUAACAUUUAAUUUAAUACCAAUCUGUUCUUUCCAAGCGAAAUUGUGUAAUUCUCAGCGAUAGGCCUAGGUGCGUUCUUAUGAUCGGAAAGUUUAAAUCGGGUUGCCAACUUAUGUCUAAUCAUUUUAGUAUUUAUUUUAAUAGAUUAGGUUUCGUAAGUUUCUUUAGCACAAACUACGAUUGCCAAUUUUUUAACGAGGAAUGUUACGUUCUGAAACGAGAUUUGUAUUUAUUUUCGUAAUUAUUUUUGGCAAUAUAACAUAAUUAUUUCUUGCAGGAAGUAAUAAGAUCAGCUGUAAUGUUACUUUUUUAUUACCUUCUGCUAAGAAAAUGUUAUAGUAAACAUGUAUUGUUAAACGAUAUUAUAAGCUAAAUGUUAAAUUCAUGUUUCCUAAAUAUAAUACGGAUACCUAUCAUUAAGUUUGGCGUUCUAAUAUAUUUUGACAGAUGGCUUAUUUACAUGCUUGUUUAGCAUAUAAAUUAACGUAAUUAUUAUCUACGUGAGAGUAUACUAAAAAUAUAAACAAAAUUCAAUUCUUAUAUGCAUAUUUCAAAAUUGGUAACCAAAUGAUGUUAAAAACGUAUGUGUACAACAUACAUAUACCUAUUUAAAAUUAAUGUUAAGUUUACAAAUCUAAUGCUACAUAAUUUAUUAUCGUUUCACAAUAAAUAAAACGAGAUUGUAAUUUUGUAUCGAAUUAUUUGAUCAAGCUUGUUUAAUCGACAUUCCUCAUAUUGCUCAUCAUUUCGAAAAACGAUGCGACUAAUGAUCAUUCUGUGUUUGAAACAAUAAUUAUAUUGUUUAAAAAAUGCAUAUCACACAAGUGAUAUUGAUGUUUGAAUAUAAAAUAUCUUAAAUGUCGUUCGGUGUUGUUGAACUAUUUCUUUCAAAUACAGUUUGUAUGCAUUCGAUUCCGGAUUGUUAAAAUUAUAAAUAAUCAAUCAGUUAUAAAUAAAAUAAAAAAGUUACGUAUUUUUAAUAAACUACAGACGAGAGGCACAGUGGUUUAGAAAACGGAUAAAAAAUGCAAAAGAAAAGAUUUUCUAAGAAAUUAAAAAAUGCAAUGUCUAAUUAGAUUCAAUUAUAUUGUGCAAAGGCCACACAAAAAGUUAUUUUUAUAACUGGGAAAAAAUGUAUUUACUUCGAUUAAAUACAAUUUUGUUUGGUGCAAUUUAGAUCAAUUUCACAAGAGGCAAAAACUGUAGAGGCGAAUAUUAUGUUUAUUGUAUUUCCGCCAUUUAUUUCGUUUCUGAACCACUGCGAGUUUGCUCCUGAUAAGAUAAUUUUACAGAUUUUUGAUGUCUCGCAGAAUCUAUCGGGGCUUCUUGGUAUUAUCUGUUAUUGUUUUCGUUUUGAGUUGUCCGUUUUUCCUAAAGUGAUAUUAUAUGCCAUGAUGUUUUCAGAGAUCGAAAUACGUUUACGUAGUGAUCAAUUUCGUUAACAUAGUGAUAACGUGGCUAUAAACUAAUUUGUGUCGUCUUCAACAUAAAAAGAACUUGUGACGCAGUACAGGACUACAAGUAUGUUAUCUAGUAACUCAUAUUGAGCCAAAAGGAGUCUAGUUCUUCGUCGACAAUGCAUAAACAAAUAAUUGUUAAAAUCAUAAUAAAUAUUCAUAUUGUUUAUAGGUUGCUAUUAACUUAUUUGUGCUGUGUACUGUGGGGAACAUUUUGUAUUUAUUUUUAUACAGACCGUCAUUAUUUUUGUUCGCGACUGUCGUUUCGCCACACAGGGUAACCUAACAUGGGCGCGCGGCUAUUGUUAAUUCGGAUAGAUAUUUAUGUAUUAUAUUGUAUGGCCACGAAAGAGGGCGUGCGAGUUGAAAUUAUCUUGAAAUUAUAUUAUAAAUAAAUAGUGUUCGUUUAUUCGCCUUCUAAAAUGCUUUAAUGUUAGUUGAAAAAAAUAGAUAACGCUUUUAUUUUUGUUUUCUUUUUUGAUAAAUUAUUGAUCUGUGUAUAUAAUUGUUAGUGUUUGUAAAUAGUAGAUAUUAAAUAUAUUUAUUUAGACAACGCAGUUUGUGAUUUUUAACUUAUGUUGGGAUGAAUAAACGUUUAAAAUCAUAAAUUAAUCAAUAGUUACGAGGACAUCAAUAAAGGUGCAAUUGUUGAACAUUGUAUGUAAUUUUAUAAUCACAGUUUACGACGAUGUGCACAGUGUAUAAUAAAGUAUCGAGGAUAGUACACGGAGAGUCAAGUAGCGUUAGGCAGUAAAUAAAGCACUGAGGACGUGUAUUUUUCUAUUUACGAAAAGUAGAUUUCUCAUACAAACCAGUUUGUAAAACAAGUUGUGCUUCACAUUAAGUUGCCUUUAGUUGAUUCGAGAAGACUUAAAUUAUUGUAAAGCAAAAAU